AAUAUAAACACUUCAACUGUCUCUUAGAAUGAGCUCUGAAAAGAGAGAGAUGCACAGGAAAUAUGUUCAUGCUUGGAGAACAACAAGGCAGGCUCUGACCAGAUCUCCAUCUCACCUGGAGAGUAAUCUACCAGCUGAAGUACAAUCACUUGAUCUUCCACUUGAAGAACAAUCACAAAAGGAUGUUGACAUGGAGAUGAUUUGUGGAGAGUGUUCAUCUGACAAUGAACCCUAUUUGCAUUCUGCAAAUGUGGAAGAACAGUCAAGAGCAGCGACAUGGGAGGGUAUUAACAGUUUGAAUGUAUCCUCUGCUUCUGACCUUGAAGAACAAGCAGAAGAUGACAGUAGGGACAUGUCGCUGGCAAAAGAACUGUCCACGUGGGCCAGUGAAUACCAGAUAAAACAUAAUGCACUUGACAACCUGCUCAAAUUGCUACAAAGGCAUGGACACAAUGAAUUACCCUCGACUGCCCGGACUCUCUUGCACAUUCCCCGGCAACUUGACAUAAAGCAAUUAUCUGGAAUGGAAUACGUUUACUUUCCACUAACAGAGAAAUUACAAACAGCACUAGAAAAUUACCCUCCUGAUCUAGCAGAACUCCAAUGUCUUGAUUUAUCAUUCAACAUUGAUGGCUUACCACUGUACAAGAGUUCCAAAACAUGUAUGUGGCCAGUUCUUUGUGCAGUCAUGUUAGACCCAGUCACCAUUUUCCCCACGGCUCUGACAAGCGGUGUGAGUCGACCAACAGAUCUUGGCUUUUUGGAAGACACAGUAAGGGAACUGGCUCAUCUGAUGAAUCAUGGGAUUCACUACAUGGGAAGAAAAAUAAAAGUAAAUUUGAGGUGCUUUGUGUGUGAUGCUCCAGCUCGUGCAUUAGUGAAGAAUAUUAAACUGUUCUCUGGGUACUUUGGCUGCGACCGAUGUGAGCAAAAAGGUACAUGGUUAAACAGAGUCACAUACCAAGAAACAGCUGACCUCAAACUCAGGACAGAUGAAACAUUCAGAAAUCAAUCACAAAUUCAGCAUCAUCAUGGGAACACACCUCUGUCUCACCUCCCCAUAGACAUGGUGCAGAGUUUUCCCAUUGAUUACAUGCACCAGGCUUGUCUAGGUGUAAUGAAAAGACUCCUGCACAUCUGGACCAGAGGAGACAGAGUUGUGAGGGUUUCAGCAAGCCAAAUCACAGAGAUUAGUGCAAGACUGCGGUCUCUUCGGAAAUGCAUCCCAUCUACUUUUGUGCGAAAGCCUAGAGGUCUUGAGGAACUGGACAGGUGGAAAGCAACUGAGUUUCGUCAGUUCCUUCUUUACACUGGGAAGAUUGUGUUGAAGGGUAUACUGCCUGAUGAAAUGUAUUUGCACUUCCUUUCCUUUAGCAUAGCCAUGAUAAUUUUGGUAUGUCCAAGUCUUGUGCAGGACCACUCGAAAUAUGCAGAUGAACUGCUGCAUUAUUUUGUGGAAAAAGGUCGGAAUCUUUAUGGACAAGAAUUCCUCGUUUACAACACACGUGCAAUGCUGCACAUAGCAAAAGAUGCUGAAAACUUCGGUGGUCUGGAAAAUUGUAGUGCCUUCAUGUUUGAAAACUACCUGCAGACACUCAAGAGGAUGGUGCGUUCUGGUAGAAACCCACUGAUUCAGGUUGCUAGGAGGCUGGAAGAGAAAAUCGAACAGAAAAAAACAACAACUGUAGACAAAAUCUCUACCAAGACCCAAGACAGUGCAUAUGUCCUCAGCGGUGGGCAAUGCUGUGAAGUCCUGCAAUUGGCUGACAAAGAACAAAGAGUGCUUUGCCAUGUUUACAGUAAACCUGAGCCACUGUUCGACAGCCCAUGCAUGACAUUUUUGAUUGGUGCCUACAAAUACAAAAGAAAACACAAUACCAUUUCAUGGAUUUCAAAAACAGAACUCACAAAACAUGCUAUUAAGAUUAGCACAGAAGAGAGAAGUGAGAUUUUUCUGUCAGUGCUCCAUGAAUUUUAAUCAAAGGUAACAGGAUGUCAUAUGUAGUAUAAGACAAAUGUACACAUCAUCCUUCGCAUUUAUAAUGAUUUUUUCUUUUUUGUAGAAUGUAUGCAAUUGUAGAAUUUUCAGAGGAGGGAACAUGUGAAAUGGUGCCAGAUAUCUGGUUGUUUAUGAAGGAUGAGGUACAAUACUGUUACUGGCCACCAAUGAAUGCAACAAAAAAAAUACAAAAGCUUGAACUGCCCGAUAAAGAAAAUUGGGCCAAGCACAGGGUCAGGGUGUUUGCUAAAACAGAUGACUAUGAAAGAGCUAAAAAGUGGUCGAAAAAAGCAGCUGUGCAAUCUUCACUUGAGAGCUGUGAUGACUCCCCCAAAAGGAAAAGACG
Molecule: messenger RNA, 2345 nt
Organism: Carassius auratus (goldfish)
Lineage: Eukaryota; Metazoa; Chordata; Actinopteri; Cypriniformes; Cyprinidae
Exons: 3
Coding region: 29-1978 (649 amino acids)
Source: RefSeq, a predicted model, not a curated record